AUGAACUAUGGAAAAUCAUUAGCAGAAAAUUCCACUUUAGAAUAUUUAAAUAUAUCAUGGAAUCGUUUACGACAUAAAGGUAUUGGAUUAUUUAUGAAAUUUUUACAAACAAAUAUUCGAUUACGAACACUCAAUUUAUCAUGGAACGGUUUUGGUUUGUAUGCUGCUAAAGUAUUUGGUGAUUGUAUGAAAAUUAAUUCAACAUUGGAAGAAAUUAAUUAUGCAAAUAAUCAAAUAACUACUGAAGCAGCGACACAUAUUGUCCGUGGACUAAGUAAAAAUG
Molecule: messenger RNA, 283 nt
Organism: Didymodactylos carnosus
Lineage: Eukaryota; Metazoa; Rotifera; Eurotatoria; Philodinida; Philodinidae
Source: the annotation of a GenBank genome assembly